AACAAGCUGUGGCUCGUCUUCCUCGAGAACGAGAGGAAGCAGAACUACACUACACGCAUGAUGCCCUGGGACAUGCCCACGCACUUCCACACUGUCACCAACGUCAGCAAGAAGCUGCAGAAGGUGACGGGGGGCCUGAGUCGUCUGGCGUCGCGCACCAAAAGUCGUCGUGACGACAGCGUCGUCGCCCGCAAGCCCCUUGUCAACCUCAGCCCCGUCGAGGUCCUUCGUCAGACGAGCGUGCACGUCGCCCUCGUCAGGGAGCUCGUCGCCCUGCAGCACUCGCAGCAGAUCCAGAAACAAGAGGACUUAUCAAGAUACUGGUGGGGCGUGUGGGAGAAGGAGGAGCGUGAGCUGACCCGAGAGCGGGGGUUGUGGGGGCCACUAUCCCCCAGCCACCUGGACAAGUGGAUGUUGGAUGCCACCGAAGGUCCCUGUAGGAUGAGGAAGAAGAUGGUCGCUAACCCGCUCUUCUACCUCCACUACCCGCCCUACAAAGCCAUCAGCGAGCUCGAACAAGGAAGGCUGAGCAAGUACAAGAUGGCGAGCAGCUUCCACAGUGAGGAAUACAUGAGGAAGCGCCGCCCCUUAGGGCUGGCCUGCAGGGACCAGGAGACCGGCCCCCAGUCCCCCAUGUCAGCCCCCAAGCCCGUCACCCUCGUCGAGUCAUACGUCGGCAAGGACGUCACAGAGAUGGACGUGUCGGGGCUGAAGGGCCGUAGGCCCCCCGUGUCGGGCGACUCUGGGGACGCGUCCAUCCCCAACGAGGACGAUGGCGACCCCAGCGAGCUGCUCGACUCGGGGAUUGGUUUGUCCGAGCACACGUCAUCCCAGCAGCCCGAUGAUGUCUACACGCCUGAUAACCAGUCCCUUAUCAGGCUCCUCGAGCACGAUGAUAAGGUGAGCCACAUGUUCCGCUGUGCGCGCAUCCAGGGGCUGGACACGACGGAGGCGCUGCUGCUGUUCGGGCGGGAGCACUUCUACAUCGUGGACGGCUUCACGCUCCUCAAGUCUCGGGAGAUCCGAGACAUAGAGUCUCUGCCCCCUGGGAGCCACGAGCCCGUGAUCCCCUCUGCAACAAGCGGGGGUUGGACCCCAGCAGGAGGGGCGCAAGACCCCCACGCCUGCUACAAGCUCCACUACGACGACAUCAGGGAGGCCCUCCAGCGCAGGUACCUGCUACAGCCCAUCGCCAUCGAGAUCUUCUCGUCGGACGGCCGCAACUUCCUGCUCGCCUUCCCCAAGGCCAAGGAGCGCAACAAGGUCUAUCAGAGGCUGCUGGUGGUGUGCACGGGUCUCGCUGACUCAGCUCACCAGUCAGUGGAGGGGCAGCGGCGCUCAGCGAGCGUCGAGCAGACGGGCGGCCUCUUCAGCUCACUCAUAGGCGAGACGUCCGUCACGCACAGAUGGGUGCGCGGGGAGAUCAGCAACUUCCAGUACCUGAUGCACCUGAACACGCUCGCGGGGCGCUCCUACAACGACCUCAUGCAGUACCCCAUCUUCCCCUGGGUCCUGGCUGACUACGAGUCCUCCUCCCUCGACUUCAGCAACCCCGCCACCUUCAGGGACCUCACCAAGCCCAUGGGCGCCCAGACCCCCGACCGUCUGGAGCAGUUCCGUAAGCGGUACCGGGAGUGGGACGAUCCCUCGGGGGAGACACCCCCUUACCACUACGGCACCCACUACUCCUCCGCCAUGAUCGUGUCGUCCUACCUCGUCAGGAUGGAGCCAUUCACCCAGCACUUCCUCAGACUACAGGGUGGUCACUUCGACCUGGCGGACCGCAUGUUCCACAGCCUGAAGGAGGCGUGGCUGUCGGCCUCCCGCAACAACAUGGCCGACAUCAAGGAACUUAUUCCUGAGUUCUUCUACUUGCCGGAGUUCUUGGAGAACUCCAAUCAGUUUGAUCUCGGCAUCAAGCAGAGCGGGGUGCAGCUGGACGACGUGAUCCUGCCGCCGUGGGCUAAGGGCGACGCGCGGGAGUUCAUCCGGCAGCACCGCGCGGCGCUGGAGAGCGACCACGUGUCCCAGCGCCUGCACCACUGGAUCGACCUCAUCUUCGGCUUCAAGCAGCAGGGCCAGCAGGCCGUUGAGGCCGUCAAUGUCUUCCAUCACCUCUUCUACGAGGGCAACGUCGACAUAUAUAGUAUUGACGACCCGCUGAAGCAGAAGGCCACCAUCGGCUUCAUCAACAACUUUGGCCAGAUCCCGAAGCAGCUCUUCAGGCGCCCCCACCCCUGCAAGAAGCUCGGGGGCCAGCGUUCCUCCAUCAUGGACGCCUCCCCCCUCGUGCAGGCCCCCGCCGUCACCCCCAGGGACAAGGUAUUCUACAAGAACCUGGAGCUGCUGCGGCCGGCGCUGGCGCCCCUGAAGGAGGUUAAGGGCGUCGUGGGGCAGAUCAUGAGCGUGGACAAGGGCGUGCUCGCCGUAGAGCAGAACAAGGUCCUCAUACCGCCCUCCUACCAGCGGUACCUGGCAUGGGGCUUCGCUGACUACAGCCUGCGCGUGGGGCCGUACGAGUCGGAGAAGGCCCUCCUGGUGUGGGAGGGAGACAGCGGCCACACGGGCGAGGUCCUGGCAGCCGUCUGCCCCAAUGCCCGCACCAUCAUCACUGCCUCUACUGACACUGUGGUGCGCGUGUACGACAUGUACAGGCGCCAGGUGGUGCACAAGUGCAGCCUGUACGGCCACAGCGAUGCCGUGACGUGCGUCGCCGCCAGCACCGCCUUCGGGCUGCUCGUGUCGGGGUCUCGGGACAAGACCGCCAUCAUCUGGGACCUGGCCCGCCUCACCUUCGUCAGGCAACUCACAGGGCAUCAUGCCCCCCUCGCCGCCGUCGCCAUCAGCGACAGCACCGGCGACAUAGGCACGUGUGGAGGCACGUGGCUGCACGUGUGGAGCAUCAACGGCGUGGCCAUAGCGAGCGUGAACACGGCGCUGGGGGCUCGCUCAGCCCUGCAGCAGGUGCUGUGCCUCGCCUUCACCACCGCCUACGAGUGGGACCAGGACAACCUCAUCCUUACAGGCUCCUCUGACGGCGUCGUCAGGAUGUGGGGCGUGGAGUACGUACAGACGCCCAUCGAGGACGACAGCGACAACAGCUCCUCUGACCCCCUCAGCAACAACACCAGCGUCAGCAGCAACAACAGCAGCAGCAAAGCCAACAAGAGAACACACGCCCCUGAAGAACUUACGGUGCCGGAGGGAUCGCCUGACUUCAGUCAUCCGCUUGACAGCCGUCGUGACAGUUGCCGUGACAAUCGCCGUGACAGCCGCCGUGACAGCUGCCGUGACAGCCGUCGUGACAGCUGCCGAGCUGACCAACAGCAGCGAAGGCCGUCCUCUCAGCCCCACAGAGACGAUGGACAGUUCUCUGGCGGAAGCUUCUUCCACAAAAGCGUGAGCGUUAGCAGCUUAUCCGACGAGGACGACAGCCUCGUGGAGGACGCGCGUCAGGGACCUAAGUCUGCUGACGCCAGCCCGACAUCAGGCACCCAAGAAACUGACCUCAAGUUAGCAGGUCUCAGCGAGGAAGCCGUUGAGCCAGCAAAAACUGACGCGGGAGCCUCCCUGAGCCUGACGUCAGGCGGGCCUAACGAGCCGCACCACCAGCAGGAGGCUCUCGAUGUGGCCACCACAACUGACGGAGUCUCGUCCGAGGGAAGACAGUUGUCUCCUUCUAGGGACGCCCGUGUCACCACGUUACACAGACAAGAAGCCCUGGCGUCCUCAAGCAGCCAGCCAAGCUUCGACACGACGGGGGGCAGCGUGGACACCCCCUCCUCCUCCCCCAGGCUGCAGCCCCCCCUCGCUGUGUGCCGCGCGGUGAGCGUCGUGGAGCAGCAGCAGCAGCAGCAGCACGCCGGCAGCGCAGGGGCGCCGCCCAAGCGCCUGCAGGGCAGCAAGAGCGAGACCAGCCUGGCAGACACGGCAGCUGGUUUGGGUCAAAGCUGCGCCCCCAGCGACGCGUUCGAGGUGAUCACCGAGGCGGAGGUGCGGGAGGCCCAAAGUCAGGAAGCCCUGCUCUCCCCCCCUGGCAGGAGUGAGGUCCUCAUGCCGGGCAUGCGGUGGACGUGCCAGCUCGUGUUCCGGCGGCAGCUGACGGCGCACACGGCCUACGACCGCAGCGACAACGCUGAGCCUGCCUCCGUCACCGCCAUCACCGUCGCCAGAGACCACCGCAGCGUGCUUGUAGGGGACGCCCGUGGCAGGGUCUUCUCGUGGGGCGUGGUCGAGGCCCGGGGGGCGGGGGCGGCGACCCGCGCUGCUCCAGGUCGCGGGCUGGGUGGCAGCAGCGUGAACCUGUCGUCGUCCACCGACCAUUGGGUUAGUGAUGCUCAGUGCCCCUCCUGUAGCGCAUGCCAUCUCACCUUCACACUUUACGAACGCAAGCACCAUUGCCGCAAUUGUGGCCGCAUUUUCUGUGCAAAGUGCAGUCGCUUCGAGUCCGAAAUACCUCGGCUAAAGAUGAACAAACCCGUGCGAGUGUGUCGCAACUGCCACCUCUUGCUUAAGGGGUCCUCUUAGUGGCAGCCAGUAAUGGCUCCUCUUAGUGGCAGCCAGUAAUGGCUCCUCUUAUCAGCUCCUCAUAACGGCCCUCUUCAGUAUCUCCUCUCAAGAGCUAAUAUAAGAGCCCGCGGUGUCAGCCCUACAGAUUCUCACCGCUGACGUCACGUCUCCCACGCAUGACGUUUAUACUUCUUCCUCCUCACUAUCCUGCAUAAAGAUGAUCUGGUCCGCCUUGUCGUCCUCGUAAUUCAUUGUUCAGUGGAUAGUGAUCCUCAACAUAUAACAUUAUUUCGUAAUGGAAUCUGAUGCUGCUCUGUAUUGAACAUUCCACUUACCUCCUCUGUACUCGGCGAGCUUCACCCGAGCGUCAUAGCCGUCGAUAUGUCGAGCUUUAGGAUAGGCAGGCCCUUGACGAUAAUGUACAAUAAGUAGUGUAAUAGAUAAGU
Messenger RNA from Hyalella azteca, 4955 nucleotides. RefSeq names its product WD repeat and FYVE domain-containing protein 3. Gene Ontology annotation, molecular function: metal ion binding; protein binding. The coding region runs from base 58 to 4527 and encodes 1489 amino acids. The record is from RefSeq and is a predicted model, not a curated record. The transcript is spliced from 28 exons. Lineage: Eukaryota; Metazoa; Arthropoda; Malacostraca; Amphipoda; Hyalellidae.